AAACUUUUUGAACUCUUUCUGCUGUCGAAGUGUCGAAGGUUUUGUUUUCCGUUUGGGUGCUUCUCGUUCUCUGGCGAGCCCCGCCCGAGCCACUGCUCCCCGGCUCCCUCCGGCUUCCCCGGAGCCGAUCGGAGCGACGCGGCGCGGCGCUGGAGGGAACCGAGCAGCUAACCCCGGGGAUUCCGGGCAAAGCAGCUGCCUCAAGACAGAGCGGGGCAAGUCAGGGACGAGUGACGGAGCAGAGUUUUUAAAAGUCCAACUUAAUUAAGUGAUACAAGCAUUCAGAGGGACUGCUGGCACCACAGAGUGUGUGUUUCCAAAGGAUCCCGGAAUCAAAGUUAACUGGGUCAAAUUUGGAACAUGGGAGGGUCUGCCAGUCACCUCUCAAAGGAGCAACUUUCUGAAUAUCAGGAACUGACAUUUUUAACAAAGCAAGACAUUCUGCAUGCUUAUCGAAUAUUCGCGGAGCUGCUUUCAAAAGAUCUGGUUGACUUCCAAAACACACGAGUUUCAAAGGACAGGAUCUGUGAGAUGCCAGAGCUGAAGGCUAACCCCUUCAGAGAGAGAAUCUGUCUGGUGUUCUCAACUGCGAUUGAAAAGGAUGGCAGUAUGUCUUUUGAGGAUUUCUUAGACAUGCUCAGUGCUUUUAGUGAUUCAGCAACGCCCGAGAUCAAGUCGCACUAUGCUUUCAGAAUUUUUGAUUUUGAUGAUGAUGGCACUUUAGAUAAAGAGGAUUUGAAGAAAUUGGUGAAUUGUCUGACAGGAGGCACAUCUGAUACACAACUGACAGAGGCAGAAAUGAACCAGCUGAUUCAAAAUGAACUUUGUGGCAGUGAAAUGCAGGAUGUAGCAAAACAUUCACUGCUUCAAGAAUAUCAGCUGGAAUUUCAAAAGUUAACAAUUUUGGAAGAAUCCGAUAUUGAUAAAGAUGGAACUGUGAACCUCUCAGAAUUUCAGCAUGUCAUCUCCAGGUCGCCUGACUUUGUGAGCUCCUUCAAGAUUGUACUUUAAAGCAAUUGUGGAUCAUUGGAAAGAUCAACGUUCUCCUGAUUCUAGCAACCGAUUGCCUUCAAUGAUUUUUCCCUCAAGGUGGGGUAUGGGAUUAGACAGAGAAAAGAGUACAUUUUUGACAAAGAAUUCAUCUAUCACAACAUCACUUUCUAAAGCUGCAGUUACAGUAUUCAAAGUAAUCAUGUUUCAAAAUGAUUUAUACCAGGGAGAGAAAAUGUUUUAUAUUUUGUGACAAAUGACUGAAACUCACCAUUUUUAAUGUGCAAUAAAAAUAUUUCCAUCCUAA
Molecule: messenger RNA, 1297 nt
Organism: Stegostoma tigrinum
Lineage: Eukaryota; Metazoa; Chordata; Chondrichthyes; Orectolobiformes; Stegostomatidae
Product: calcium and integrin-binding protein 1-like
Exons: 9
Coding region: 361-1011 (216 amino acids)
Molecular function (GO): calcium ion binding
Source: RefSeq, a predicted model, not a curated record